Oryza brachyantha (malo sina) is the source of this 1685-nucleotide messenger RNA. RefSeq names its product glycerophosphodiester phosphodiesterase GDPD6-like. The coding region runs from base 80 to 1213 and encodes 377 amino acids. NCBI's taxonomy places the organism in Eukaryota, Viridiplantae, Streptophyta, Magnoliopsida, Poales, Poaceae. Gene Ontology annotation, molecular function: glycerophosphodiester phosphodiesterase activity. The transcript is spliced from 3 exons. The record is from RefSeq and is a predicted model, not a curated record. Gene Ontology annotation, biological process: lipid metabolic process.
UGCAGUCGAACCCGAUCGAUGCGGCGAUCGUCGUAACAGCAGCGAUCGAUCCACACUCGCCGGCGACGAGCACGAGAACAUGGCCUCUCCGUGUAUGGCGGCGGCGAUGCUGGUGCUGGCCUGGUGCGCGGCGAGCGGCGGCGUGGCGGUGGCGCGGCCGCUGGUCGGGGGUGGAGGAGGAGGAGAGGCGGGGAAGACGAAGGCGCCGCUGCAGACGAUGCGGGCGUACAACAUCGCGCACAGGGGCUCCAACGGCGAGCUCCCCGAGGAGACGGCGGCAGCGUACCUGCGCGCCAUCGACGAGGGCGCCGACUUCAUCGAGGCGGACGUGACGGCGACCAAGGACGGCCACCUCGUGUGCUUCCACGACACCACGCUCGACGACACCACCGACGUCGCCGACCACCCCGAGUUCGCCGGCCGCCGCCGCACCCUCGAGGUGCAGUGGGCCAACCUCACCGGCUUCUUCAUCACCGAUUUCACCCUGGCGGAGCUCAAGACGCUGCGCGUGAAGCAGCGCUACGCGUUCCGCGACAGGUCGCACAACGGCGAGUCGCGGAUCAUCACGUUCGACGAGUUCAUCGACAUCGCGGUGAGCGCGGAGCGGGUGGUGGGGAUCGACCCGGAGAUGAAGAACCCGGUGUUCGUCAACAAGCAGGUGAGGUGGGCCGACGGGAAGAAGUUCGAGGACAAGUUCGUGGCGGCGCUGAAGCGGCGGGGCUACGGCGGCCGGUACAUGUCGCCGGCGUGGAGGGCGAUGCCGCUGUUCAUCCAGUCGUUCGCGGCGACGUCGCUGAUCUACGCCGCCGACCUGAUCGACUCCCCCAAGGUGUUCCUCAUCGACGACGUCGGCGUCCGCACGGAGGACACGAACCAGUCCUACGACGAGAUCACCUCCGACGAGUACCUCGACUACAUGAGGGAGUACGUCGUCGGCGUGGGGCCGUGGAAGGACACGGUGGUGCCGCCGACGAGGGACAACAAGCUGGCGGCGCCGACGGACCUCGUCGCCCGGGCGCACGCCAGGGGCAUGCAGGUGCACCCCUACACGUACCGGAACGAGAACCAGUUCCUCCACUUCAACUUCCGGCAGGACCCCUACGCCGAGUACGACUACUGGAUCAACGACGUCGCCGUCGACGGCCUCUACACCGACUUCCCGGCGAGCCUCCGCCGCUACCAGGAGUGGACCGCCACCGGCAGGAAGGGUUAGCUGGACCAAGCCGCCAUUUUUGCACACACUCGUUGCAUAGGUCUCCAGUUCUGCUAUUCUUAGGUCAUCGUAAAUUAGUUUCAUUUUUAGACUUUUUUUAUUAUCCAUGACAAGUAUUUCGAUGUAUCAAAAUUUUAGUGUAAAAUUCUGAUAUCUUUAUGGUAUAUUAUUCAUUUUCAUACUUAAAAAAUAUGAUAUUCGGAGUAUUUUUCAAAAAUGGUAAAAGAACUUUUCAUUUUUAUGUCAUUAGAAAAUUAUAUUUAGGUUUUGCAUUUGCAAUGUACGGUUUCCAUUGAUGGACCAAUCUUUAAUAUAAGGGCCAGAGUUUAGAAAGAACAGGUCAGCUCAUAUAAAUUUUUUUUUCGGAUCCAAAGGUAAGGGGAGUAGAGCUUUUACUUGUUCAAACAUUACAACAAAAUUCAGUUCAUGAUCCGUUGAUUCCGGAUAUAAUUAGUUGGUUAUGGUUGAGACG